AUGGGUUCCGGUAAGAAAGAGGCCCAGCGAAAGAUCCGCCAGGGGAAGGUUGGCGAUGGCAUGGCAAAUGUCAAGGUCAAGGGCGAGAAUUUCUAUCGCACUGCAAAGCAGGCUAAGACCCUGAACAUGUUCAAGGAGGGCAAAGCCCAAAGAAACGCUGCUGGUGAUAUCACAAAAGCUGCAUCUUUUCAAAGUCGGCAGGUUCCUCAAGCACGAGUUGAACCGAAUCGCAAGUGGUUCACCAAUACUAGAGUCAUUGGCCAAGAUGCCCUCAAUUCAUUUCGAGAAGCCAUGGCUGAACGAGCGUCUGAUCCAUAUUCGGUGCUGUUAAAGAGUAACAAACUACCCUUAAGCUUAAUCCGCGACGGCCAGGGAAAGAAUGGGCUUAAACAGCAUCAAGCCAAAAUGACUGUGGAGACGUCUCCAUUUGGAGAAGUAUUUGGUCCCAAGGCUCAGAGGAAGAGAGUACGGCUUGGUGUUAGCUCGGUAGAAGAUCUUGCUGAGGACAGUGUGAAGUCUCACGACACAUACUUGGAUCGUCUGGAGCAAUCUAGACUCUUAAGCGGAAAUUCAGGCGCGGAUGCUGAAGCAAUCGGCGAAGCAGUAGUUCCGGACGAUGGCUAUGUCACAAGCGCUCGAGAAGCUAUUUUCAACAAAGGGCAAAGCAAGCGGAUCUGGAACGAGCUUUACAAGGUCAUUGAUUCUUCAGACGUCGUUAUCCAUGUGCUGGACGCCAGAGACCCAUUGGGCACACGAUGUCGGAGUGUCGAGAAAUAUAUCAAGGAGGAGGCCCCGCAUAAGCACUUGAUAUUCGUGUUGAACAAGUGUGAUUUGGUGCCUACUCGUGUUGCCGCUUCCUGGGUCAGGUAUCUGUCGAAAGACUACCCAACACUAGCAUUUCAUGCAUCAAUCACCAACUCCUUUGGCAAAGGAUCCCUAAUCCAACUCCUUCGUCAAUUCUCCUCCCUUCAUUCAGACCGCAAACAGAUCUCUGUUGGCUUCAUCGGAUAUCCAAACACCGGAAAAUCCUCCAUCAUAAAUACACUUCGCAAAAAGAAGGUCUGCACAGUCGCACCAAUUCCAGGCGAAACCAAAAUCUGGCAAUACAUUACGCUCAUGAAGCGGAUAUAUCUGAUUGAUUGUCCGGGUGUUGUUCCUCCUAGUACUACAGAUACCCCUCAAGAUAUUUUAUUGCGAGGAGUAGUAAGGGUAGAGAACGUUGAAAAUCCAGAACAGUACAUCCCAGCUGUACUGGAUAAAACAAAGCCACAGCACAUCGAAAGAACAUACCAAAUCAAGGGGUAUAAAAACCACAUUGAAUUCCUGGAGCUCCUGGCAAGAAAAGCAGGAAGGUUACUCCACGGUGGUGAACCAGAUGUUGAUGGCGUAGCGAAGAUGGUAUUGAACGACUUUCUCCGCGGGAAAAUUCCGUGGUUCACUCCUCCACCAUUGCUGGAAGGGGCGGCCGGGGAGGCCGGGGAGACCGGCGUCGAAGGUCGACAGGGAAGGUUGGGAGAAAUGGGUAAGAAGAGGAAACGUGAUGAUGAAUCAGUCGCGGAUACAUCCACUGCUGGUACAUCAAUCGCCGAACCAACCUCAACUGGCGAUGAAAAUGACGAGUUCGAGGGCUUUGGUAGCGAUGAUGGUGGUGUGGCAUUAGAUGAUGUUGCCGGUGAUGUAGAUGCUGCUUUUGGACUAGACUCUGAAGAUGAGAAUAGUGAAGCUGGUUCCGAGGCUGAAGACGAUGAGGAAGACGACGAGGAAGAUUCUGCCCAUGCUGCUGAGGAGCAAUUGCUGGGUGAGCUACGUGAGGAUGUGGAGGACAAAACCGAAAAACGUCCGCCUUCAAGGAAGAAACGUCAAAAGCAGUAA
Messenger RNA from Venustampulla echinocandica, 1872 nucleotides. RefSeq names its product p-loop containing nucleoside triphosphate hydrolase. Gene Ontology annotation, cellular component: nucleolus. The coding region runs from base 1 to 1872 and encodes 623 amino acids. The transcript is spliced from 3 exons. The record is from RefSeq and is a predicted model, not a curated record. Lineage: Eukaryota; Fungi; Ascomycota; Leotiomycetes; Helotiales; Pleuroascaceae. Gene Ontology annotation, molecular function: GTP binding.